GCCACUUUCACUUCUCAGUCUUAUCCAGUGCGUCGCAGGUCGACCGCAACAUACCAACACUCCCUUCGAUCAUCAACCAUGAAGUUCACAACCUUCACAUUGCUCAGCACGAGCGCCAUCAGCGUUUUUGCUGCUCCUUAUUGGCGAAACAACACGUACUGGAACAAUACUCAUAUUGGAUCAAAGGAGAAUCCAUACUGGAAGGCUGCCAGUCAACCAGUCGUGCUCGUCACUCGUUCCGAUGACGACAAAACUGCGUCUUCCAAUCCCUACUGGAACAAUACGCACGAAGGAUUGAAAGGCAAUCCGUACUGGAAAUCUGGAAACAAACCUAUGAUUCUGAUCACACGUGAGGAGGACAAGGCGAAUUCGUCUUCGGACACUCGAUACUGGAAUGAUACACAUGCUGACUCGGAAGAGAAUCCAUACUGGAAAUCACCGCCCGUGGUUCUCAUUCCGCGAGGGGAAAGCAAUGAGACUGGCAAUGGUUAUUGGAAUGAUACACAUGCUGGCUCGAAGGAAAAUCCGUACUGGAAGUCGCCUCCUGUGAUGCCCAUUUCGCGAAACGAUGGCGGUAAGGCUGGAAAUCGCUACUGGAAUGAUACACACGCGGGCUCCACGGAGAACCCAUAUUGGAAGUCGCCCCCGGUAAUGCUCAUUUCGCGAGAGGAUGGUGGUAAAACCGGUAAUCGGUACUGGAAUGACACGCAUGCGGGCUCCAAACAGAACCCAUAUUGGAAGGAGGCAAGUGGACCUGUGAGUCUCGCCGACAAGCGUGCCGAGAACGAGACUGCGAAUGAGAAUCCAUAUUGGAAGAAUACUCAUGACGAAUCCGCGGAGAACCCGCACUGGGGGAAGUCUCAAGCUUGAGAGUUGUGCGAAGC
This is a messenger RNA of Cercospora beticola, 884 nucleotides long. RefSeq lists its product as uncharacterized. The record is from RefSeq and is a predicted model, not a curated record. NCBI's taxonomy places the organism in Eukaryota, Fungi, Ascomycota, Dothideomycetes, Mycosphaerellales, Mycosphaerellaceae.